Solanum dulcamara is the source of this 815-nucleotide messenger RNA. RefSeq names its product probable ribonuclease P/MRP protein subunit POP5. Lineage: Eukaryota; Viridiplantae; Streptophyta; Magnoliopsida; Solanales; Solanaceae. Bases 165 to 629 code for a protein of 154 amino acids. The record is from RefSeq and is a predicted model, not a curated record. The transcript is spliced from 4 exons. Gene Ontology annotation, biological process: tRNA 5'-leader removal. Gene Ontology annotation, cellular component: ribonuclease P complex.
UUAAGCCAAUAUUUUUCCCAAAAUCUUCUCUCUCCCCUUCUAAAAAAUCCCAAAAUCCUCUGUUGCUGCCCCUCCGCCGGACUGCCACCGUCACCGUCGUCCUGCCGCUGCUGCCCGUCGUGGUCUGUGUUCCUUCCACCACCAAAUUUUAGUAAAAGAAGAUCAUGGUGGGAUUUAAGAAUAGAUACUUAGUUAUGGAGGUUUAUUUGGAUCCAAAUAAAACCACUGCAUCAGAUGAGCCCAUUGUAAUCACUCAAUUCAACUUGACCAAAGCCAUCAGGGACGUCAUUCUUACAAACUUUGGUGAGUGUGGCCUCGCCUCAUCAGCAAAUUCAUUUCAAGUGAAGUAUGUGAAUCCAAUUACAAAACUUUGUAUCAUACGAGCAUCGAGAGAGGAUUAUCAAAAAGUUUGGGCUUCAAUAACCAUGGUCAGGAGUGUAGGAAGUUGCCCCGUGGUGUUCAACCUACUAGACCUAAGUGGUAGUAUCAGGGCAUGUAGAACUGCAGCUUUGAAAUGUGAUGAUUUCAAAUUUCAGCAGUACAAGUUGAUGGCCGGAGCUCGCCUUACACCAGAGGUUCAGCAGCAAAUGCAGAACUAUCUAAACAAGAUCAAAGUUUUGGAACACUAAACAUGACUAGCCUCCUGAUAACAUGUUGUGCACGCAAGCUGGUCCAUACACCACGGUUAUCAAGAAAGUCUCUUGACAACGUGCCAAUUUGAUCGUUAGCUGGUUCCAAUUUUUCAUUUUUUGCUAACUGUUAAUUGUACAUCAAUGCCUUCAGAAACUUGAUGAAUUUGAUGGUUCAUGACAUUG